Protopolystoma xenopodis is the source of this 234-nucleotide messenger RNA. The record is from the annotation of a GenBank genome assembly. Lineage: Eukaryota; Metazoa; Platyhelminthes; Monogenea; Polystomatidea; Polystomatidae.
AUGGAGAUCGGAAAACGAUGGGCCGAGGUGACGGUGGGCCAGCGUGUCUUUGUUCAUCUGCCGUCAAUCGGUCUGCCGCAGCGACAGCGCUCUCGAGCUCAGGACAAGCGUGUAAUGCUGCAAAUGGAGGCCCGACAGUUUGGCCGAAUCUGUGAACUGCGAGAAUCGGUUUGGCUUGAAACCUCUGCACAGGUUUCGAGUCAAACGGCCAGCUCGAAGCAUGCAACAUGUUGA